This is a messenger RNA of Crotalus tigris (Tiger rattlesnake), 2797 nucleotides long. It is a transcript of the gene TESK1, whose product is annotated as testis associated actin remodelling kinase 1. Gene Ontology annotation, molecular function: ATP binding; protein serine/threonine kinase activity. Gene Ontology annotation, cellular component: nucleus; cytoplasm. The coding region runs from base 146 to 2116 and encodes 656 amino acids. The record is from RefSeq and is a predicted model, not a curated record. The transcript is spliced from 10 exons. Gene Ontology annotation, biological process: positive regulation of stress fiber assembly; protein phosphorylation; actin cytoskeleton organization. Lineage: Eukaryota; Metazoa; Chordata; Lepidosauria; Squamata; Viperidae.
CCGCCUCCGACGGGCGGCCGCUAGCGGGCCGCAGAGCAGCCGAGCUCUCCGGAGGCCGAAGCCCACGGCGUCCGGGGGCGCAGCGCAGCCGCCCCCCGCGCAGCUCCCCGUGCGCCCCCGCGCAUGGCCUUGGGGCGCUCCGGGCAUGGAGCGGGAGAAGCUGCCGCGGCGGCCCGGACUCUCCCUGCGGCUGGACGAGGCCGAGGGGGAGGUGCCGGGCCCGGGGGGCUGGCAGGCGGGCGGGCGGCUGCGGCCUUCCUCCUACCGGGCGCUGCGCAGCGCCGUCUCCACUCUGGCGCGCCUGGACGACUUCUACUGCGAGAAGAUCGGCGCCGGCUUCUUCUCCGAGGUCUUCAAGGUGAGGCACCGUCAGUCGGGGCAGGUCCUGGUGCUGAAGAUGAACAAGCUGACCAGCAACCGAGGGAACAUGCUGCGCGAGGUGCAGCUGAUGAACCGGCUCUGCCACCCCAACAUCCUCCGGUUCAUGGGGGUCUGCGUUCACCAGGGCCAGCUGCAUGCGCUGACAGAGUACAUCAAUGGGGGGACCCUGGAGCAGCUGCUCGACAGCCCCACCCCACUUCCCUGGCCUGUCCGCCUCAAGCUGGCCCUGGACAUCGCCCGGGGGCUCUGCUACCUCCACAGCAAGGGCAUCUUCCACCGGGACCUGACCUCCAAGAACUGCUUGGUCAGGUGUGAGGACAAUGGCUACACAGCAGUGGUGGGUGACUUUGGCCUGGCAGAGAAGAUCCCCACCUACAGUGAGGGCAGCGAGAAGGAGCCCCUGGCCGUGGUGGGUUCUCCAUACUGGAUGGCCCCCGAGGUCCUGCAUGGGGAGCUGUACAACGAGAAGGCGGACGUCUUUGCCUAUGGCAUCAUCCUUUGUGAGACCAUCGCACGAGUGCCGGCUGACCCCGACUACCUGCCUCGCACAGAGGACUUUGGCCUCGAUGUGGCUGCAUUCUGCAACCUGGUGGGAGCCAACUGUCCAGCGGCAUUUCUCCAUCUGGCUUUCCACUGCUGCAAGAUGGAGCCCACGGCCCGGCCCUCCUUCCUGGAGAUCGUCCAGCGCCUGGAGGCGAUGCUGCUGAUGACGGGAGACCCCGGCCUGGCCCUGACGGACAACAACGGGACAGGCCUCCCUGCCAACUCGGCACCCGCACUGAAUGGUCAAACGGCCAAGCAGCUCUCCUUCCCCAACGCCCCAUCUGGCCUGCUUGGCCAACGGCUCUUGACACCAGAGCAGCCCCUUUCCCGCAGCCAGUCGGACAUGUUCCGCCCUCGGUCGCCCGCCUUGCCGCGUGCCCACGACACUCCACAGCGAGUCAACCCCUUUUCCCAGCGACAGGACCUCAAGGGAGGCAGGAUCAAGCUCUUUGACACGCCCAGCAAGUCCUUGAUCUCCCUGACCUUCAACCUGCCACCCCCUUCACCUUUUCCACCCGGCACCCCCAUCACACCAGAACCCACUGUGGAGAUGCAGUGCAACUUUGCCGAGCCCAUCCCCAUCUUGCGUAGGUGUCGCUCACUGCCAGCUUCCCCAGAGCUGCCUCGCCGGGAGCAGGCACCCCACAGCCCGCUCUCGGCCCUGGACCAUACACCCCCGGACCCCCCUGUUUCCUUUGCCGGUGAGUGGAUGGACUGCAGUCCGGACAGCCCGGUGCCAGCAUCUGCCAGCCCAUCACCCCUGUUGACCAACGGCAGCUUCAUCAGCACGGCUGUGUCAGCAGCCCAGCCGUGGUCCCCCAACGGAAUACUCCUGAACAAUAACAGCAAGCCACACGGCUGGGGCGGGGGCUUCUCUGAGCUGAGUGUGCCUCCCACAGCGGAGAGAGCGCAGACAGAGUGCCCGGGGACGGCGCUGCCCCUGAGCCCCUCCAACAGCAGCUGUGUGAUGGAGCAGGACGAGGUGCUGGCCUGCCCGGCCUGCUGCCUGGUUCCCUUCAGCUUCAGCUUUGCUUCUGUCUGCCACCGGCCGGCUGCCAGCACCCCCCGCUACCAGAACCUGAACUGCGAGGCCAAGAGCCUGCAGUGCCCGGAGAGGCACCCCCAGCAUUGCAAGGGCCUGGCACCGGGCCUGGCAGAACCCAGCCUCAAAUUGCCGGAAGCCCAGUCCUGAGGCUGGCCCUGCGGCUGAGGAGCACUUUGGAUCUGCCUGGACGUCCUGGCUGCCCUUCAGACCUCCGGGAGCCAGAUGGGCUGAGGGGGUGGCACUACCCCAUUGGGACAAGCAGGUGCAAUGUUGCAGGCAGGGCUGCCAAGCCUAUCAGAAGCCAGGAGGAAGUGUCUGGUGCCCAGUCCGGUCUCUGUGCAAUAAGGGGCUGCUGCUGCUUUGGCCCUCCCCUGCCUGGCCUCAUUGCAGCCUUGGGGUCAAGCCCUUGGUUCCCCGACCUCUUGCUCAGGUGGGGUGAUGCCCUCCAGCAUGGGUGGGUACAAGAAGGAAGAUGCAGGGCUGGGGUGAAGGGAAUUCGGGUUGGGGGUGCUCCCCGUGAGGCUGGCAAGGGAAGGGCCAGCUCAUUCUGCCAUCUGAGAGGGACUGGCACACCCUGGGCAUGGCGCCGUGGGGUGUCCCGGAGGGAUGGGGCAGGGAGACAGUCAGGAUACAUACCUGGCCCAUCCCAUCCUCUCCUGCCCUGCGUGGGGUGGGUUCAGUGUGGGUCUGCCUGGCGUCUUGGCCCUUCUUCUCUUCUUGGCACCAGUGGAGAAGGCAGCUGCGUUUUUAAUAAUACUUGGAAAAUACUUGUUAAUAUAUUCAGCUUAUUUAAUGUGUUGAAAAAAAAAUAAAACCUGAUGACAGUUC